CUGAGCAUGCGCUCUAAAUAUCGCCCUCAAAUAUAGAGUCCAGAGCUGAUUUGGAUCACUCUUUGCUGUGCGUGCGAGCUAGCGCGAGCCAACAAUGGCUGCAGCAAAAGCGCGUGCUUGAAGCACUUCCACCAGCGGAUGGAUUCAGCAGGAACAGCGUGGUGCAACGACGUGGAGCCGUAUCGGUCUUCGCCGGACGGAGGCGGUGGGAACGCGGGAGCAGGUUUCUUGCUCGCCUCGACUUUCCUGUUCUUCGCUGGGGACGACCGAACAGUCGCGGACUUGCUGCGUCUAGACCUUCGCCUCUUGCUCUUCCCUGACGUCGCCUUCCUUGCCCUGGACCUCCUAGUCGUGGCGCUGGCACUUCUAGCCCUCGAGCGCGAUGACGGGCGGCGUCUGGUGCGCCUCCUCGUUCUUCGCUUUGCCGGAGUUGCGGAAGACGACCUGGAACGGCUCCUGGAGGCAGCAGCCCUGUUCCUUUUACGUCCCCGGACUCGGGAGGGGGACGUCAUGGAGGCGCCCUCGCCUACCCCGCUGCUGGAUGCGGGUGCCAUGAGAAACGAUUUAGUCCACCCGGCCUGGACGUUCUCUCUGUCGCACCGUGUCGCACGUCUGGGCCUCUGCAAGCAUACAUGGGAACCGCGACAGUCGGUCUCGAGACAUGCGAGGUGACAUUUGAAUCUGUUGGCAGGCUGAUGUCCAUUAAACCCAUUCAAGCACAAACAAAAAUAAAAUCCACUUACGUUAUCCGCAGCAA
Messenger RNA from Ixodes scapularis (black-legged tick), 757 nucleotides. RefSeq lists its product as uncharacterized. Bases 139 to 672 code for a protein of 177 amino acids. The transcript has 2 exons. The record is from RefSeq and is a predicted model, not a curated record. Lineage: Eukaryota; Metazoa; Arthropoda; Arachnida; Ixodida; Ixodidae.